Molecule: messenger RNA, 471 nt
Organism: Hirsutella rhossiliensis
Lineage: Eukaryota; Fungi; Ascomycota; Sordariomycetes; Hypocreales; Ophiocordycipitaceae
Product: ribosomal protein s13/S18 domain-containing protein
Exons: 3
Coding region: 1-471 (156 amino acids)
Biological process (GO): translation
Cellular component (GO): cytosol; small ribosomal subunit; ribosome
Molecular function (GO): structural constituent of ribosome; RNA binding
Source: RefSeq, a predicted model, not a curated record
AUGUCGCUCGUUUCGGGAGAGAAGACGAACUUCCAGUUCAUCUUGCGUCUUCUGAACACCAAUGUCGACGGCAAGCAAAAAGUCAUGUACGCCUUGACCAAGAUCAAGGGUGUCGGUCGCCGAUACUCCAACUUGGUCUGCAAGAAGGCCGAUGUCGACCUGAACAAGCGUGCCGGUGAGCUCACCACCGAAGAGCUCGAGCGAAUUGUCACCAUCAUCCAGAAUCCGACCCAGUACAAGAUCCCUUCCUGGUUCCUCAACCGACAGCGCGACAUUGUCGACGGCAAGGACUCGCAGGUCCUGGCCAACGGCGUCGACUCCAAGCUGCGCGAGGACUUGGAGCGCCUCAAGAAGAUCCGCGCCCACCGUGGUCUCCGCCACUACUGGGGCCUCCGCGUCCGCGGCCAGCACACCAAGACGACUGGCCGCCGCGGCCGGACUGUCGGUGUGUCCAAGAAGAAGGGUGGUUAA